Molecule: messenger RNA, 954 nt
Organism: Kalmanozyma brasiliensis GHG001
Lineage: Eukaryota; Fungi; Basidiomycota; Ustilaginomycetes; Ustilaginales
Product: Optic atrophy 3-like protein
Exons: 2
Coding region: 1-954 (317 amino acids)
Biological process (GO): regulation of lipid metabolic process
Cellular component (GO): mitochondrion
Source: RefSeq, a predicted model, not a curated record
AUGGCGACCGCCAAGAUCGCCACGCUGGCCAUCCGCACGCUCGCCAAGCCCAUCGCGACGCAGCUCAAGAGCCAAGCGGCGCAGCAUGAGUCGUUCAAAAAGAUCUGCAUCGCCCUGGCCCAACGCAUGCAUCGCACCGAGAUGGCGUUGCGGACCAACCUCCUCCCUAACGGCGUGCAGCAAAAGGUGCGACCGCUCAACGAUGCCAAAGCGAUCGCCAACGGCGCCAAUGCCAUCUCGGAAGGAUUUCUCUUCUUUGUCGCUGCAGCGCUGAUCCUCGGCGAGACGUAUAGGGGGUCACGGAAGAAGGCGGAGCAGCGCGAUCGAACGGAGGACUCGCUCAACCAACUGACGGACCAGGUGGAGAGGCUGGCCACCGUGCUCGGGAUCGAUCUGGAGGAGUUGCAGAGCUUGUCGGAGCAGGACCGGGAUGGAAGUUCGCGUGGUUGUCCGCAAGGUAGUGAAUCGAUACCAGGGAGACGUGAGAUGGAAGGCGAUGUCACCGAGGAGGCCGACCCCUCGUCAAUAGAGGCCAGGUUGAAGGUGUACAGGGAUCGGCAGGACGAAGAUUUGAAGAGCAAGCAGCUGCAAGCAGCCGUGUCGGUGCUGCUCGAUCUUGCACUCAAGAAUCGAUGGGUGGUGGGAGCAGAAGCAUUGGAGCUGGAGGGCAUUCUAGGCAGAACGGCGGCCGCAUCACCGUCAUCAUCAUCCACAGCGCCAGAAGCACCAACAGCGCCUGGCGCAGCAGUCCAGCCCCAACCAUACCCAGCAACAACAUCAUCAGCGGACGACUCUUCGCAAACUCUUCAGCCCUCCAUCAUCCAACGAGUCGCCUUAGAAAGAGCAAAAGCGUUAGCAAGAGAAGUCCGAGGCGAAGUAGAUGCAAGUUCGCAGCCCGCCGACGCAUCAUUAGCCAGCUUGCUAACACAACACCGACAGAGCACAGCCGCAUGA